Molecule: messenger RNA, 2076 nt
Organism: Periophthalmus magnuspinnatus
Lineage: Eukaryota; Metazoa; Chordata; Actinopteri; Gobiiformes; Gobiidae
Product: solute carrier family 51 subunit beta
Exons: 5
Coding region: 7-1014 (335 amino acids)
Biological process (GO): bile acid and bile salt transport
Cellular component (GO): plasma membrane
Molecular function (GO): transmembrane transporter activity; protein heterodimerization activity
Source: RefSeq, a predicted model, not a curated record
UCCACAAUGUAUCCCAAAUGGUGUGUGCUAUUUCUUCUGCUAUCAGGUACACAUGCUUUCAUGAUCCACAACAUGGACCGGAGCCUGUGCCUGGAUGAAGUGGCAGGAACCAGUGAAGUAGUGGCCAGAAAGUGCAGCCUGGACUCUGACUCUCAGCAGUGGACAUGGGAGGAGCGGAGCCGCCUGGCCAACAUGGCUAGCUCCAGGUGUAUAUCGGCCCACCACGUCCAGCCCAUUCGUACCGAGCCCUGCCCUGAGCCCGGGGAGAGGGGUGUGGGGCUGGAGUGGGAGUGUGACAGAGACAGACUGAUCAGCAUGAACAACUCUCUGCUGCUGUCACUAAAUGGCCGACGCUUGGUCCUUACUAAUGAAAACAAGAACAUCAAGUGGAGGUCGCUGGAUAAGGGAGAUAUCUGCCAGGAAACGCUAAGAUCCAGGAGGGCGUCGGAGGAGUUUGAAAUCGUCCCAAAGCCCACUCUGUCAGCAGAAGAGAGGGAGUACCUUCGCUGGUUUUAUCGCACCGAGGAUGCAGAGUAUUGGAAGUUCUCAAUCCUGGCACUGGCCUUCGUCUGCCUCCUUAUUGGCUUCAUGCUGUUGGGAAUGGGCGUCAUGGCCAACAAGAACAGAAAGAAGAUAGCCAAGUACAAGGCAGUGGCUGCUCUGCUUCAGAAGAAAGAUUGUGAGGAGUUGCGGGUCAUAUCACUGGAAGACACCAGCGCACCCAGCACGCCGCUAGCAAAGCCUCCCGCCUCCUUACCGCCAAAUGGAGAGCUGAGCGACUGCGGGCCAGGGAACAUUGUGCUCACAUACAGAGACGGCAACACCUCCAGCUUGUACCCAGACACCACCACAGCAGCAGCAGCAGAAGUCAGCCUGACAGGGGAGGACAGGCAGGCCGAGGGUGCGGAGGAGGAGGCAGCGCUGGAGAUAACUACACAGCCACACACACAGGAGGAGGAGGAGAUGGAGGAGGAGAAGGAGGAGGAGAAGGUGGUGCCAGAGUGUAAUGAUUAAAGUUGAGAUGCAGCUUAAAGAGCCUGUACCUGAUUUUAAUUUAUUCUUGUCAAGAUAUAUGGUCUUUACAUAAUGCAUCGUAUGGUAGAAUCUGUUAAAUAAGAGAAAAAUCAAGCCUAUGAAAUAUAAUCUAUUUAUUUUACAUAGAAUUUUCUCCAGUAAUAAUUCAGGUGCUAUUGACAGGAACACAUUUUUUUUGUCAAAUCAGGCCCAUCGUUAUUAAAAUCAUGGGCAAACUACCUGACACUAUGGUGCAAUAUCACAGUGGCAGACAGGACUAAGUGGGUGGAGUUAAAAGUUCAAACUAAAACACGUUCCUGACUCAUGGCUUGAAAUCGGCUUGAAAUCGGAUACAGGCCCUUUUAAAUAAGACAUAUACUUGUUUAUGGGUGUUUACUAUUAAACUAUAGCACACAUGGAAAAUUAUUUUACAUUGUGUUCAUUGUAAAUCACAAUAUCGAUUUCAAAUGGCUCAUAAAAGAAACAGGUUCAUCGACCUCUUGUUCAGAAUGGCAGAACUGAUAAGCCCUGCCUCCUCAUAAUGGCAUUUUAGCACAGUCAGCUGAAGAUUUUCAUUUCACCUGGAGACUUUUUUUUUGUUAUAAUUGUAAUUUUUAAGUAAGUACGGACAAGUGGGUGGAGACAGAAGGCAGAUGAACAAAAUAUGUAUAGACAAGAUUGUACAGGGUUAGUCAAAUAUGCAUGAAUCAAACAAAACACAACUUUGAGUAUUGUAAUGAUGAGGAAAAACCACUAUAACAUUGUCAAAAGCUCAUAAAAGUUUAUUUUACGUAAUAUGUCCCCUAUAAACUUCAUAUCAGAGUUUCAGAGAUUGUGCAGGUCCUGGGCCAGUUUAAUGAUAAACAAUACCAGAUCUGCCGCUGGGAAGGUGUAGUAAUUAAUGUAGUUGUCUCAUUUUUACAAGAGUAUCCAGAAUGUGAAUCACUGAAUGUCAAGUUUAGUACAAGUUUAUAGCUGAAAUACGAUGACAAACGACAAAGGCAAACAGUAGAAAUGUGUACAGUUUUAUUUACAAUAAACAUAAUUAUAACGAUUGAGUGG